AUAUUAAUUAUUUGGUAAUACUAUUAUGGAGGCUUUUAAUUUGAAAAAUACUUUUUUCUCGUGUAUAACAAUUAUAGUACUAGUAUUAUCUAUGCUAUUUUUCUAUGAACCUGCUCAAAACCUACUAUGUAGCUAUGCGAUUUUUGAACGAUUCUUAAUUAAUACACCUAAAGUGUGUUCUCUAUUCGAUGCAAAUCGAUUAAGUCGAUACAACGGUAAUGAUGGUGGCAAAAUAUAUUUAUCUAUUCUUGGUAUUGUAUUUGAUGUAACAGAAGGUAAAAAAUUCUAUGGACCUGGUGGUUCAUAUAGUGGAUUUUCUGGCCGUGAUGCUACCCGUUCAUUUAUAACUGGUUUAUUUGAUGAAGAAAACCUAACUGAUCAUGUUAGUGAUAUGGAUCCAAAGGAUUUAAUAGGACUAGAUACUUGGCUCGACACUUAUAAGAAAAAAUACAAAGAAAUUGGAAAAUUAAUAGGACGUUAUUAUGAUUCAUCUGGUAAAGAAACAGACUACAGAAAAUUGGUGUUUGAAAAAAUAAAAUCAAGUAAAAUAGCUAAAGAAGCUAAGGAUAAAGAAAUGAAACAAUAUCCAAGUUGUAAUAUAGAAUACGUUCAAGAAAAUCAAAAAAGUAAAGUCUGGUGUACUAAAUUGAGUGGUGGCAUUAAAAGAAAUUGGAUUGGAGUACCUCGUAAAUUACAAUCAUUGGAUGAAAAUGGAAAGUUGUCUUUUCGCUGUGCAUGCGUACAACUAGACACCCUAAGCAAAGCUGAACUAGUACAUAUUAAUGAGUAUGAGGAUUGUGAUGCUAGUGCAACAACUUGUUACGUUAAAGUCAGUUAAACUGAUAUGUUCUGUUUAUGAAUUGUGUCAUUUCUGGUUUUUUUAUGCCAUUGUAGUAUGAUUGAAAUGCAAAUUGUUCUUUCUGUGUUAAAUUCCCUUAUAAUAUCAAAAUUGUUAAUCCCAGAGAACAAUAAGAAAAGUUCUAGUUUAAUACCCUUGAAUCAUAUUGUUUAGAGUAAAUUUAAUUAAUGUGUCUAUUUACUUCACUAAUAUUAACAAUUUUUUAUACAAAACUAUUCUUAAGUAAAAAUUACUAAAUAAUUUUUGUAUUAUUGUACUUUGAUACUUGGUUAUAGCUAACAUUAUAAUUGUCUGGUUAAAAAUACUUAAUAGU
Molecule: messenger RNA, 1172 nt
Organism: Melanaphis sacchari
Lineage: Eukaryota; Metazoa; Arthropoda; Insecta; Hemiptera; Aphididae
Product: neuferricin
Exons: 4
Coding region: 26-838 (270 amino acids)
Cellular component (GO): membrane; endomembrane system
Source: RefSeq, a predicted model, not a curated record